This is a messenger RNA of Diabrotica virgifera virgifera (western corn rootworm), 1629 nucleotides long. Its product is annotated as protein ABHD11-like. Gene Ontology annotation, cellular component: mitochondrion. The transcript is spliced from 4 exons. Lineage: Eukaryota; Metazoa; Arthropoda; Insecta; Coleoptera; Chrysomelidae. Bases 44 to 955 code for a protein of 303 amino acids. The record is from RefSeq and is a predicted model, not a curated record.
ACAUAUUCUUAAUGUCAGUUUCAAAAAAUUCCAGUUGGCAAAAAUGUUUCUGUGCAUUAAAAACCAAAUUCCUGAACUGUUAAUGAGUUUUAAAGAAAUAAAUUUAGUUAAAAAGAAUUCAAACGUUGAAGAUGUGAAGCCUGUUAAACUAUCAUACAAAACCUAUAACAAUAGUGCUGCUCCCCCUUUAGUGAUAAUUCAUGGUCUAUUUGGAACUAAAACAAAUUGGUCUACGAUUGGUAAAUCAUUUAAUGAUAAUACUAUACCUAGCAGGAAAGUUAUAGUUGUAGACUGUCGUAAUCAUGGUGAAAGUCCCCACACUGAGUCUCAUACAUAUACACAUAUUGUCGCCGAUUUAAAGGCAUUAUUGGAUAGUUUAUCAAUUCAAAGGCUAGCAUUACUCGGCCAUUCUAUGGGAGGAAGGGCUUCCAUGCUAUUUUCACUUAAAUAUCCCAAUCUGGUAGAGAAAUUAAUUGUAGAAGACACUUCUCCAAUUUCUGGAAUGCAGAUGGAUAACUUUUUACAUGUUAUUGAUACGCUUAUGAACGUCAAAAUACCUACAAAUGUCUCCCUCUCUGAAGCAAAAAAACACGUAGACACACAAUUAAAUUCAAAAAUUACUUGUAUGCUUGUAAGAAAUUUUCUCCUGUCAAACCUUAUCAAAAAAGAGGAUGGAAGCAUUAAUUGGAAACUAAAUUUGCCUGUUCUAAAAAAGGAUUUAAAAUAUAUGUGGGAAUUUCCCCUCGAUGAUACAAUGAAGUAUGAAGGACCUACUCUUUUUGUCGGUGGAGAGAAAUCGAGCUUUCUACCAAAAUCAGAUUUUCCGGAAAUUAAAAAAUAUUUCCCUAAAGCAGAACUAAUCUAUAUUAAUGGUGCCAGUCAUUGGUUACAUCAAGAAAAACCUAGAGAGUUCUUGGAUAUUACUUUGGAAUUUUUAAACAGACCUAUUAAAUAACAUUGUAUUAUAUAAAGAUAUAUCGUUUUAUAAGAAAUAAAGUUAUUUGAAAAAUUAAUGUAAAGGUAUGUAUUAGUGAUGUAACGAAUGUCAUUUUUUGAACAUUUGCGAAUACGAAUGCGAAUAUCUGCUACCGACAUUCGCGAAUGCGGAUGCGAAUGCGAAUAUUCAGUUUUUUUUAAUUUGUUUCUAUUUUUGUAAUGUUUCCUAAAUUUUUAAUGAAAAGUUAAUUGAUAUUUAGUGUAAAUCAAUCUGAAUCUUAAGCUUUAUUACAUAAUACCAAAUAAUAAAAAAAAGUGAAGGCUGAUAAUGUGAUUAGGAUCCAAGGUUAAGUUCUAUCUAUAUAUUGCCCUUCAUGUGUCCAAAGUUGAAAGUAGGCCUCCCUCUAAUUUUUCCACUCUCCUUGGUUCAGUGCUAAUGCUAUCGAUCUGGUCCCUGCGUAUCUUUUAAGGUCAUUCGACCAUCUCGUCUGUGGUCUGCCCCUUCCUCUUUUGUAUUCCCAAGGUCUCCAGUGAGUUAUCGCUUCAUUCCACCUUCCGUCUCUUUGUCUGCUGUUGUGUCCUGCAUAUUUCCAUUUGAGAGUACCUACCUGCAUGUUUGAGGUUAAGUUACCUUUUCUUAAUAAAAAAAGAUGAGAAGUGCAUAGAUUUUGAUUUUAUUAAGCUAAUAUUAUC